GUCCGAGUUCUUAUCGAUUAGCCGGCGCAAUCGAUUAGAAAGUUGAAAAGACGAGAAUGGGCGAAGGGAGGGAUUAAUUAAAGUAUCCGACUACAGCUAUGACGCUUUCCCCCUCUUCCUCUCUUUAAUCUCUCUAUAUUAUAUCGCUCAUAAUUUUGUAUAUUUAUCGCAUUCCAAAGUGUUCCCUACGGCAGCACCACAAUACCUAUAUCCACAGUAAUCCGGGCCUCCCUUAUUAUGAGGCAUGUUCAUCUGUCAGAAAAGUCCUGCUCUGAGCUUGGGACUUGCGUCAAAGAAUGCCCAGUUUCAACCUCGUAUUUCCGAUAGCAUUGGAAGGCAUCAGGGACAAUUGAAGCAGCUGUCCCCAUGUCACCCGCAAUCCCCAUCGUUUUCCACUGCCACAAGCACGAGCUACUCCGCGACCGGCAUUGACCGCCCAUACAGUACUCAUCAUCACCGAAAGAGCUCCGCGAAAGAGAGGCAACGAGCUGAACGUGAUCAAUUGAUUAAAUCGCUCAAGGAAUCGCCCGGAAAACGAGACGCACGCAACUUCCUCAAGCAUUUCGACACCUCUGCACACAAGCCGCGACCGAAUGCCAAAGCGAAACAAAGCUCAGGCGACCAGCGCACACCCGGAUACUUCACUGCAAAUUCAAUAGUGCAUGAAGGAGAUGCUGUUCAGCGGGCACAUCACAAUGAGUGGAGGCUGACUCGUACAGGCGUCAAUCUGGGGAUCUUGUACGAGCCGACCAAGGCCAUUCAGAACACUCCUGUAUUUGCGCAACAGCCACUCCCAGAGGUAAAUGUGCAAGAAAGGAGCAUUUCUGUAGAUCCACUGCAUCUUGCUCUUGUCAAGCUGCGCCAACCGCAGAUGCUCGACGAUGCGACUAUUGGUGGUAUCGCUCUCACCCUGGGCCAGAUGGCUCGCUUGGGGUUGAACAUUGCCGUGGUGGUGGAUUGCGACGAGGACAGUGCUGUAGAUGACCUGGAACUGACGGCAACGUGGGAGAAGACUGUACGCGACGAGUCUGCACGCAUUGUCGACGCCCUCGAGGAGUACAACGAGCCUGGUGCUUUUGAGGUUGGGCAUGCUUUGUCCUAUUCUGCGGUGGAUCCUACAGAAGUCCCAAGUACCGUGCAGAUUCGGGGUGGUGUCGAGGUCAAAAACAAUCACCUACUCUUACCUCCCAUCGAAGACGGAAUUAUUCCUGUCAUACCGCCCAUUGCCUACGAUGCUGACCUGAAGAAGGUCAGGGUGCAUGCGGACGACGUGCUGCUUGCAUUGACCAGGGAAUUUGCUAACAUCAAUGUCAUGAAUUCGAGCAGCAACGACGAUAGAUCUCCCACUUCAUCAGGGAAGGAUGCAACGGAGAAGCCAAGUGUGGAUCGUAUCAUCAUUCUGGAUCCCCUAGGUGGUAUACCGUCAGAAACAAGGCCCGAUGGCGCUCAUGUCUUUAUCAAUCUCGAGGCAGAAUAUCACGAUGUGCAAAAUGAUUUACGUCGAUUACAGCUGAUGUCCACAUCCGGAGAACAGCGCCAAUCCUAUUUUGGCAGCAGCAAUAUAUCUUCAAGAAUUGCUGAGACCCAGAUUGCCAAUGUGGCCGGCUCAACUCCGAAACGCAUACCGGCGGGGCUGAGCGCCAAACGUCACAUCAAGAAUCUGGACGCUGUCCAACGAGCCCUGCAAUUAUUGCCCCCAUCAUCAUCAGCGAUCAUCAUCACUCCUGCUGAGGCCGCCAUAUCAUCACAGGUCGCACAAUUGAGCGAGCCUUCUGAAGGUGUUCGUACCAGGCGUUCGAAAAAUCCACUCAUCCAUAAUCUGCUCACCGACAAGCCCAUGAUAUCGUCAUCACUACCCAGUCCUCUAGUCAACCGGCCAUUAGCAUCGACAGCGCCGAAUCCGUCCACAUUUCUUAAAAAGGGCAUUCCCCUUACCAUGAUACCCGACCCCAGAACGAGUGGACCUUGGAGGCCCCCUUCAUCUUUAGAACCCAGCAUUGAACUUGGGACAGAUCCGCGCAUCGACUUUCCUCGCCUUGUACAUCUCAUUGAAGACUCUUUUCGCCGUAAGCUAGAUGCCGAGCAUUAUCUCCAGCGCAUUCGAGGUCGUGUCGCCGGUAUCAUAAUCGUAGGCAAUUACGAGGGUGGUGCUAUAUGCACAUGGGAACCCGCACGCCAUCCAGGUGCAGAAUUUACACCAGGGCUCGACCAUCCGACUUGGAUACCCUACUUAGACAAAUUUGCUGUGCUCACACAAUCCCAGGGCUCCGGUGGCGUUGCAGACAUUGUCUGGGGAGCACUGACCAGGAGUUGCUUCCCUAAUGGUGUAGUAUGGCGAAGUCGGACCAACAACCCAGUUAAUAAGUGGUAUUUCGAGCGAGCGGUGGGCAUGUGGAAUCUACCAGGAGGGCAGUGGACUAUGUUUUGGACCACGGAAGGGGUCGUGGAGGAGUGGCGGAAGCAGGUUAAAGAGCAGGCUCACAAAGACGGGGCCGAUUUCAUGACCAGAUGGGAUGCCUAUGUCAAAGUGUGCAAAGGUGUCGUGCCCAGUUGGGCCGAUGGAAAGAGUCCUGACUAGGAGGAUACAAUGAAGUCUCAUUCAGGAGUUCUCCCGAUCUGAAAACUACCCCCGAAAACAUUACCAGUAUCCCGUGCAAGCGGUCUUUGUCUUGACGUCGGCUGUAAUUUCCCCCAAGGCAGUGAACAAUGCCGCUGUAUUCAACAGUCUAGGAAGGGGAUCUCAUCUCGCUCUUACUUCGUCGAAAUACCGGCAAGGUUGAGAUCCAGCAU
This is a messenger RNA of Aaosphaeria arxii CBS 175.79, 2790 nucleotides long. Its product is annotated as N-acetylglutamate synthase. The transcript is spliced from 2 exons. NCBI's taxonomy places the organism in Eukaryota, Fungi, Ascomycota, Dothideomycetes, Pleosporales. The record is from RefSeq and is a predicted model, not a curated record. Gene Ontology annotation, cellular component: mitochondrial matrix. Bases 245 to 2578 code for a protein of 777 amino acids. Gene Ontology annotation, molecular function: arginine binding; L-glutamate N-acetyltransferase activity, acting on acetyl-CoA as donor. Gene Ontology annotation, biological process: L-arginine biosynthetic process.